Messenger RNA from Monosiga brevicollis MX1, 330 nucleotides. RefSeq lists its product as uncharacterized. Gene Ontology annotation, cellular component: membrane; mitochondrial inner membrane peptidase complex. The record is from RefSeq and is a predicted model, not a curated record. Gene Ontology annotation, molecular function: serine-type endopeptidase activity. Lineage: Eukaryota; Choanoflagellata; Craspedida; Salpingoecidae. The transcript has 3 exons. The annotation marks the transcript as partial.
GGACCUUCCAUGCUCCCCACACUCAGCGUGCAUGGCGACGUCGUGGUCACAGAGAAGCUGAGUGUUCGCUUCAACAAGCUGCAAAAAGGAGAUGUUGUUGUGGCCACUGCACCCCGGGAUGCUAGCAAAUAUGUUUGCAAGCGAAUCAUUGGCAUGCCCGGUGACCGCGUGUGUGUCAACCCAACUGAACGGAUGCGGCGCUUUCGAACCGUGCCUCGCAAUCACGUUUGGCUGCAAGGCGACAAUUUGGCCAAUAGUACUGAUUCGCGAUCCUACGGUCCCGUCUGCAUGGGACUGAUACAGUCACGUGUCGUUCUCAAACUCUGGCCC